AUGUCCAGUAUGGUGCCGUUGGAUGGAGAUGGGGAUGGAUUGAUGCGUAUGGGCUACCAACCCGCCGGGCAAGUGCUGGUUGCCAUUUUUGGAAACUCGCCUACUCAACCUCCGCCAAUCAGUCCUCCCCUGCUCAAACCACAUUUUGGGAACCCUCUUUCACCUCUUUACUCUUCAACAAGUAUAGAAAAUGUUGGGAUAUAA
This is a messenger RNA of Phycomyces blakesleeanus NRRL 1555(-), 204 nucleotides long. RefSeq lists its product as hypothetical. The record is from RefSeq and is a predicted model, not a curated record. NCBI's taxonomy places the organism in Eukaryota, Fungi, Mucoromycota, Mucoromycetes, Mucorales, Phycomycetaceae. The transcript has 2 exons. Bases 1 to 204 code for a protein of 67 amino acids.